AUGGUUGAUUUAGUUAAAUUUAUUUUAGCAAUUAAUUUGAUUUCUGUGCCUGUUGGUUCAAUUGUGUUUGAGUGUGACUGGGUGUUAGCCGUUGUGAUUGAUAUUCAUCAGUCAAAAAAUUUUGAUUCGGGUUCUCUACUCUUGAUUGGUGAGCCUACACAUCUAUCAUCUUCUUUAUCUCUUCGUGCAAAUGCCCUCCAAAACACCGAAAAUAAUCAGAUCGUUCAAAAUGAUUUAGAUCAGGUACAUACUGAUUUACAUGAUGGACGAAAUGAUGCCAAUAGUGUUAUUAAUAAUGAGAUUGUUGAAAACGAUUUACAAAACAGACAAAAUAUCGAUCACGAUAAUGCUAAUAAUGAGAUUGUUGAAAACGAUUUACAAAACAGACAAAAUAUCGAUCACGAUAAUGCUAAUAAUGAGAUUGUUGAAAACGAUUUACAAAACAGACAAAAUAUCGAUCAUGAUGAUGCUAAUAAUGAGAUUGUUGAAAACGAUUUACAAAACAGACAAAAUAUCGAUCAUGAUGAUGCUAAUAAUGAGAUUGUUGAAAAUGAUUUACGAAACAGACAAAAUAUCGAUCAUAAUGAUGCUAAUAAUGAGAAUGAACGAGAUGAAAAUAGACCAUUUUCUCAUGAAGUAGAUGGGAUUCAAGUAGGAGAUAACAUCGAUCGUUCAAAUCCUCGGGUUUGGACUCACUUACAUGGAGCAGUAUAUAUCAAACAAGCAAAACUUCGUCGUCUUUGUCUGGAUGGGAAAGCUGAAAAAAGGAACUUAGCCAGAUCAGUCAGUCGACAACUUAUGAACAUGCUGGUACCAAGAGACGUACUAGCUGUCCAUUCGUUGUCUGGCAAAAGUUCCCCAGCUUUUCCAGAUAAACCCCCUUUACCGCGAAUUGAUUCACGGAUUACUGAAGCGAUUUUUCAGUAUAUCAAAAAAGAAAUUAUGCCCAAUGCAGUAAGAGCAGACUGCAAUGCUGGCAUUACUGGCAUCUGUGCUGAUGCAGCUAAAACUUGCAGACGACGUCGUAAUAGAAAUGCCAAUUAA
Aphidius gifuensis is the source of this 1044-nucleotide messenger RNA. Its product is annotated as GATA zinc finger domain-containing protein 14-like. The transcript has 11 exons. The record is from RefSeq and is a predicted model, not a curated record. Lineage: Eukaryota; Metazoa; Arthropoda; Insecta; Hymenoptera; Braconidae. The coding region runs from base 1 to 1044 and encodes 347 amino acids. Gene Ontology annotation, molecular function: DNA binding.